AUCAGCCCCACCCACUUGAUAUAGCCUGAUCCAAGCUCUCAGUAGCUCAAAUUGCAUGAACUGAUGAAAGUUGCUGAGGCUCUGAUAUGGUGUGCAGAAUUUUCUACAGAAUGCUGGGGAUGCUCUUGAUGCAGCUGCUGAUAAACUCAGCAUUCACAGUAUCAGCUGAGACAGAAAUGAAUACUACUUCAAAAAUAUCCACGGCUACUACACUUAUUGCUCCUACUGAAACACAAUCCCCAACAACAACGAUACAAACUUUUGAAACAAGAGUACAGACAACUCAGUCGCCUACUUCGUCUACAACACAACCUACAGAGGAUCCGACCACAGAUCCUCCGACUGGCUUUGACUUGUUUUGGAGCAUUCCACUGAACAGAUACCUUAUCUAUGGUGGAGCUGGAGGCCUGGGUCUCAUUCUGCUGUUUGUUUGCUUCUGCCUCAUAGCAAUAGCAAGAGGGCGCUCCAAGAAAUCUAGAAGCUUUAGGACUUAUGAUAAGAGUGAUACCCACACUUUUACCCUCUCCAUCAUUCAACCUGAUGAGAGCAUUAACGAAGAUUUACUGCUUUGUGAGAAGAUUAUCCCAAUCACUGAGUUCACAAGCUACGUGAAUACGUUGAGACUUAAUGCUAACAGUGGCUUUGAAGAGGACUUUGAUAAUCUGGCUACGAUCACUCGAAAGAAGCCACCGUACACUGUGUCAAAGAUGUAUGUAAAUGAUGCUAAAAACAGAUUUGACAACGUCUAUCCAUUUGAUUCCUCCAGAGUUAUUCUCUCUAACGUUGAUGAUGAUCCAGCAACUGACUACAUUAAUGCCAGCUACAUUGACGGCUAUGACAGGGGAAAUGCCUACAUUGCUGCUCAAGGUCCUUUACCUAAUACUAUAGCUGAUUUCUGGAGGAUGAUCUGGGAGCUAAAACUUACCACUAUCAUCAUGUUAACAGAGACUGUGGAAUCUGGAAAGGAGAAGUGUCAGAAGUACUGGCCUUCAACAGCCAAUGAACCGUGGGACGUUGGGUUCAGUCUUGUUGUUACACUCACCGAGCUCAUCCCUUUUGCAGAGUACAAGGUUAAAAUCAUGAAAGUGGAGAACAAAAUGGAUCCUGAGAGCUGUGUCCCACUAAUAGUGACCCAUUAUCAUUUCUCUGUCUGGCCUGAUCACGGGGUACCAGUUGACAAGACCAGCCUCAUCCAUUUCAUUCAACGAGUGAGGCGACAUCAUCCUUUUUUCAACUCCUCUCCCCUCCUGGUACACUGCAGUGCCGGCGUGGGUCGCACUGGUACAUUCAUUACACUGGACAGUAUGAUUCACAUGAUGAAGACAGAAACCACACUGGACAUCUUACCUUUCAUCAGGCGAAUGAGGAAUAAUAGACCACUCAUGGUGCAAACUGAGGAGCAGUACAUAUUCAUCCAUGAAGCUCUGGAGGAGUACAUCACUUGUGGAGACACGUCCAUUGCCGUGGCUAACCUGAGGAUUGCCAUUACAAAACUCAACAGGCUUACCACUGACACUGACGAUGAAUACAUCACUCAAUUUGAUCAACAAUUCCAGGUUUUGGAGACAGUGUCCUGCAAGCUUAAUGCAAUCAACUGCACCGAGGGAAAGAAACCUUACAAUGCAAAGAAGAAUAGAUAUCCCCAGAGAAUACCCUACAAUGUCUGUCGAGUUGCUAUGAAGCCAUCAGCAGUGAAAGGAUCUGACUACAUAAACGCCAGCUUUAUCGAUGGCUACAAGCAACAGAAGGCGUUCAUUGCUACUCAGACUCCUCUGAAGGCUACUGUAACUGACUUCUGGAAGAUGGUCUGGGAGAACAAGUGCAGGGCCAUCGUGAUGCUCAGUGACAUACAGAAGGAAGAGCCUGAGGAAGAACACUGUGUAUACUGGCCUGCUGAGGUCCAGGAAUCAACUCUGUACGGGAAGCUGAAGAUAAAGUUUCUCAGUGAAGAGGUCCAUGAGGACUUUAUUAUAAGGAAACUGGAGCUACGAGAGGACACACAGUACCACGUUCCAGGGGUGGUUGACUAUCUGGUGGUGAAUCAAGUGCAGCACUGUAACUGGACAUUGAAAGAGGUGCCCACUACUAAAUCAGUGCUUCAAAUCAUCGACUCACUCCUCAAGAUUCAACGCAGCACAGGGAACCAGGCAAUCACUGUGUGCUGCAAUGAUGGAAUGGGCCGUACUGGAACGUUUAUUACCAUUUUCUCUCAACUGGAGAGGAUAAAGACAGAGAGCAUCUGUGAUGUGUUCCAGUGUAUCAAAGCCAUGAGACUGCAACGACCAUGCAUGGUGGAGAACGCGGAGCAACUCAUCUUCUGCUAUCAAACACUGGCCGACUACCUUGACACAUUUGAUCGAUAUGCCAACUUCAAAAUUAAAUAGAACUCAAAUGCACGAAAGAACUGCAUAAUUAUACAGCUAGCAAUUAUUGUACAUGUAUACGGUAGAGUGUGUUUCAUCACCAAACAAUGUUCAUCACCAAACUUUUUACUUUAGUUUUAAGCAUCAAUUUCUUUCAUG
This is a messenger RNA of Halichondria panicea, 2522 nucleotides long. Its product is annotated as receptor-type tyrosine-protein phosphatase epsilon-like. NCBI's taxonomy places the organism in Eukaryota, Metazoa, Porifera, Demospongiae, Suberitida, Halichondriidae. The record is from RefSeq and is a predicted model, not a curated record. The transcript is spliced from 19 exons. Bases 87 to 2384 code for a protein of 765 amino acids. Gene Ontology annotation, molecular function: protein tyrosine phosphatase activity. Gene Ontology annotation, biological process: protein dephosphorylation.